AGACAUCGAUGUUUCCAUAUCGCAGAGAAGCUUGAACACGUGAAAGUUGUCAACAUUGAUAUUGUUGUAACAUUAUGGGAAACGACAAGAAGAAAAAAGCCCCAAGAAACAAACGGACGAAACAAGUACUGGUUUUUGAUGAAACUGCACGAUUGGAAUACUUGACAGGGUUUAGGAAAAGGAAAAAUGAAAGACGGAAGAAGGCUAAAGACGAAAAGGAGAUACAACUUAAGGAAGAUAGGAAGGAAUUUAAAAGAAAGAGAAAAGAGCUGAUAGAGAAGAGCUUCUUUUUCAAAGGUAAAUCCAAACAAAAGGGUCCUGAGUUAGAUGACAUUGGAAAACCAUCUGUUACAGAACUGCCAGAACACACUGUCACCAUUACAGACAUAUCAGAGUUAGACAUGGUGGGUCACUCUGGUCUACGACUUGGCCAAAAUCAGUUUGAAGAGGAACAGAAAACUGGAACAUUCCCGUCAGCUGAAUUUGAUCCACAGGAGCAAGCAAAGUUAAAACGAGAUAUAAAGAAGCUUCAGCGCAAAGAGGUUGCAUUGCUGAACAAAGAAUUACCCAAGAAGAAGUCCAAACGUCCAUCGCAGUUAGGUCAUAUCAAAGAGAAGAAGUCCAAAAAGAAAUUUCAGAUAAAAAGAGUGAAGGAAAAAAAUAAAAAGAAAGGAAAACAUUAG
This is a messenger RNA of Pecten maximus, 683 nucleotides long. Its product is annotated as nucleolar protein 12-like. The transcript has 5 exons. Gene Ontology annotation, molecular function: RNA binding. Gene Ontology annotation, cellular component: nucleolus. NCBI's taxonomy places the organism in Eukaryota, Metazoa, Mollusca, Bivalvia, Pectinida, Pectinidae. The record is from RefSeq and is a predicted model, not a curated record. The coding region runs from base 75 to 683 and encodes 202 amino acids.